This is a messenger RNA of Peronospora matthiolae, 1338 nucleotides long. The record is from the annotation of a GenBank genome assembly. NCBI's taxonomy places the organism in Eukaryota, Oomycota, Peronosporomycetes, Peronosporales, Peronosporaceae.
AUGAAGGUCGUCACGUGUGCAGCUCCCACCAACAUCGCCGUGAUCAAGUACUGGGGCAAGACCGACGCGGUGCUCAACACGCCCCUGAACUCCAGUCUCAGCGUGACGCUGCACCAAGACCAACUGCGGGCCACGACGUCCGUUGCCAGUGGAUCAGCUCUGAGCCGCACGCGGCUGUGGCUCAAUGGCCAGGAGCAGCCCCUCAACAGCCGCGUGACGACUGUGGUGCGAGAGAUGCAGCAGCUGGCCCAGCGCGUGCAUAAAGCGGCGCAGGAGACGCAGCAGCCGCUGCUUAUCGUGUCCAGCAACUCGUUCCCGACGGCGGCGGGACUCGCCUCGUCUGCUGCUGGCUACGCGUGUCUCGUGGCCGCGUUGGCUGAGUUCUACCGCCUCUCGACGGCAGACGAGGAGUUUCCAGGCCAGUUGUCGGCUAUCGCACGGCAAGGCUCGGGGUCGGCCUGCAGGAGUCUGCACGGCGGCUUCGUGGCGUGGCACAAGGGACAGCGGAGCGACGGACGGGACUCGGUCGCGGUGCCAGUCGCUGACUCGCUGCACUGGCCGGAGCUCCGUGCCGUCGUGUGCGUCGUGAGUGACCAGCAGAAGGACACGAGCAGCACGCGCGGCAUGCAGAGGACCAAGGCCACGAGUCCUCUGCUGGCGUACCGGGUCGAGCACGUGGUGGCCGAUCGCAUGAAGACGAUGGAGGAAGCCAUCUUGGCGAAGGACUUUGCAGCGUUCGGGACGCUCACGAUGCGAGACAGUAACCAGUUCCACGCCACUUGUCUCGACUCGAUGCCGCCAAUUUUCUACUUGAACGAGACUUCACGAGAAAUCAUCCGACUCGUGCACCGCUACAACGAACAAGCUGGUCGGGUACAGGCAGCCUACACCUUCGAUGCGGGGCCGAAUGCUGUCCUCUUUGUCGAGGAGCAGCACGCGCAGGAGCUCGUGUCGCUCGUAUGCCACUGCUUUUCCGACUCUUUGAACAUGACGAUCAAGGCCUCGAUGUCUUUUGACUGCACGCCGUCACGCGCGCUGCUUGAACGGAUGCAGUCGAAAGCGUGUGGCAGUAGCAAGGAGACUUUUGAGCUGCCGCAUCUCCCUGACAGCGUAAAGAUGAUGUACGUGUCUCGUGUUGGUGGUGGCACGCGCGUACUGUCCGCAGACGAAGCGCUGAUUGAUGCGGUUACAGGCGAGCCGCUGUUCUCCCGGACAGCGGCGUGUAGCCAUCCUAUGAGCAAGCCCAGAUCCUGCCUGCGUAGUGACCAGUUGCUGCAUUACGUGGUCGCUGCUGUUGCUGCCAUCGCAGUGACCGGCGCGGUGCUGCUGCGCAAAUGA